CUGGAAAUGAGCUCAAUCAAAGAUGGCAGAUAAAUUUUAGGUGUUUUUGCGGGUAAGAAAUGAAUAAGUAUAUGCGGAGAUUUUCUUCAAAAUGUUGACUUAUUUUGCUAUUCAGAUUGUAUUGCGUUGAAUUCAGAGUUCUGUUUGAUUUCUAACCUACUUUUAGGUGUAAAUUGUGAUGCAUUUUUAUAAAGCUUUCGUCACGUUCGAAGCAGCGCUAGCGCUGUCAAAUAUUUCACUAUUUCACUAAACAAGUUCUUUAAAGGUGUGCUGUGUUAUGAAAAGGUUCUGCGAUCAAGCAGCACAUAACUCUGUCUUAUUUUUAUUUCAGGUUAAUACUUAAGAAUGGGCCUCUUGUCAGAUGUUCAUCAGCGCAAGAAAGUGGUGGAUAUUUUAGUCAAACAUUGCUCAAAAUUAUGGUACCAACAUUAGAAAUAACUUUUGUAAAUUUAAUUGUAAAAACAAUUCGGUUGUAAGUGUGGGUGCAACAACAAGGGGGAAGUGAAACAUACUCUAAAAUAUUAGGGUUGUUCCAUUUACUAUUUACUCCCCCCCCCCCCCCCCCAACUCCAUCCCCCAAUGAUGACAUUUUCUGAAGGGGUAUUAAAAAAUUGGAAUUUCUGAAGGUGUUUAGGGAUGAAUGCAUGUCAGGUACAUUUUCUGAGGGGAUAUAUGUUCAUUGGUGCAUUUUUUAGCACUUUGGGAAUGAACAAUCAUACUUGUAAACAGAGGAUAUUACAUGGCCGCACGGAAAUUUGAAAUUUCUCUUCAAGUGUUGAAGAGAAAUUUCGUAUCUCCAAGCGGCCAUGUAAUGUUCUAUUUAUUAUAUAAACACCAAUGAAAUACCAAACCAUUUCACUUUAAUAGUUUUUUGGUGUGAAAGGCGCAAUUUAUUAUGUAGCCACAGCAAAGGUGGUAUUUUCACAUGUGAAGAUAACAUGUUAUUUUCACAUGUGAAGAUAUCAAGUUUUCUCACGAAAGCUCACUUGGUAUUUCAUUGGUGUUUCAUUGGUGUUUAUAUAAACCUCUUUUUCAUGAGCCCCACCCACAUCUAACUACUGGUCUUUGCCUAAUGGCGCAUUCACUCCUUAGAAUUCCUCUGAUUUAAAUCUUACUCACCAAGUUUUAUCCUUAAUGGUUCUUUUACAGUAUUCUUAGCUAUCUUGCUGGAAUAAUCUGGCUGUGUGCUCUGUCAGAUCGUGCAUUCAAUGACCGAGUUUAUUUUUCUGAAAAUGCUUUGUUGCCUGGACUGGUUGAAGCUGAAUUCAAGAGUCACAGACUUGCUUCUGAAUUGUUCAAAAAACUUUCUACAUUACCUGAAGGGGACAUGAGGUUUGUCUGUUUUCUUAGCAACAUUUUUGUGGCCACUCAAUAAAACAAAGAAACUGCAGAUUUAUGUAGUUAUCAUUCAGGUGUUUACUGUUCAGCAAUAUAAUUAGGGAGUUUAUGCAACGAUGAUGGCGAUGGCUAAGAAAACGUCACUUAAAAAGUGAAUUUGCGUUGCCUCAAACUUAAUCGUGCUUAUUGCAUCUCGUUUAAUUCGUCAAAUGUUGGUAAAUUUUUUUUGGAGUUGAAUUCUAAAGGACUGCAUCAAAGUUCGAGAAAAAAAAAAGAAAUUCUUGUCUUUUGUUCCUGUCCUCGACAAAACAAGAAAUUAGGCAGUUUCAUGUUGUAGCCGUGCAACGAUGGCAGAGAAAUGUACAAAAAGUGUGAUUCACGAGCAAAGUUGUUGUUUUGCUUGUCUAAACCUUUUUUUUUUUUCAUUUUUGUUGCCGUCCCCAUUGUCGUUGCACAAACUCCCUGAUUGUUUUAACGGAAAUAAAGUCGUGGUAGAUCUUUAAACCCUUACCCUGUUUAAGACAAAAAUAAUUUUUGUCUUUUCAUUUCAUCACCUUUUUUGACAAGAUUUCAUAAUUUAAUGAUCCUGAUUCUUGCCAAAAAAAAAUAAGUAAAAAAAUAAAUUGUCGGUACCGCUCAUGUAGACCCCUUAUCACCAACCUUCACACUCUUUUAACCGUUAAGUCCCAAGAGUGACAAACAUCAAUUUUCUCGUUACAAUAUUAAUGCACAAUCAAGAGAAUAGGUUGUGAGAAUUAACAAAAUAAACACCUGAGGGAAAUUGCUUUGAUCUUUUAUCAAAUUCUCUCGACUUAUUCCUUAUAGAAAUGCAUAGAGACCCGUUUGGAGAAUUUGUAUGUAAAUAGUGGGGCUUAGAAGGGUUAAAGGAUGCCGUCCAAAAAGACACCCUGUUCAAGAUGCUAAAUACUAGAAAAUUGUGUACCUUGUUGCAAGAUCCUUAAAACCCUAUUGUUAAUUCUCAUAAAUUUGUCAUUUUUGAACACUGUUAUUCAAAAUAUUUUCAGCAAAGCUGCAUCAGAGAUGAUUGCAAAUGUGAUGGAAAACAGCGGCCUGCAGACAUACCACCAGAAUUUUACAGUUCACAUGCCCUUUGCUGGAAUAGUGGAGCCUCAUACAUCAAUGGGUGUUAAUAUUUAUGGCAUUCUUAGAGCUCCCAGAAUAGCAGGAACUGAGGCUGUGGUAAUUAGUGUUCCUUAUGAUCAAGGAAACAAUAAAGGGGCAUUGGCUUUAAUGUUGGCAUUUGCUGACCAUUGCCGAGGUAAGUUCAAAAUUUCUCUGUACCUGUCAUGACUUCACACAGCUUUAAAUCUUCAUUGGACUAAUAAAUUUUAGGAGACGAUAGUUAUUGCACGAGGUUGAGAAAAAUAUCGUGAUUUGUCUGUGGUGAGCUGAUCAAUUAUUUGCCAAAGCUGAUGGCUGAGGCAGAUAAUUGAUCUAUGAGACACUGACAAAUCAUGAUAUUUUGUGAUUGCCGAGUAGUUCAAUAAUCAUUUGAUCACCAAGUCUGUUUUUUAAUGAAUAUCUUUGGGAAGCAAAUCAAUCUACCAUUGUCACGCAAGAGCAAUCACAAGCAGGAGAAAAGUGUGGUUUCAUUUACACACGAGCAGAAUAUUAUUUGCAGUGAAACACAGUAGGACGACAUUGCCCAUGAGCGGACCAUUAUUUGUAGGCAGUCAUUUGAAGGUCACAUGAUGGGCCCUUGGCCAAUGAAAAGGAUUAAAAAUUUGCAUCAAAUUAUAAUACUGAUUGUUCUCCAGUUUUUUUUGGCCACAUCACAGCAACUGUACUGUCAGUAGCACUUGGCAAUGAAACAGAUGUUUCCAACCAUUUUUUCACCUGUGUAUGUGUCGUUUGUCAACUGAUUUGGUAUAGACUGCAAGUGGUUGACGUUCUUUCCUCAAAGCCACAUCUUUCCUCAGAGCCAUGUCUCAAACAAAAAAUGAGAGACUGCUUGCUGUCUAGAUUUGGUACAGUACUGAGAUUCAAAAGCGUUUGACUCUCAUGGUUUUAAUAGCCAACGUGUUUUCAAUUAACUCACUUGACAAAGCCUUUUUUUUUUCGUUUUAACCCCUGUCAAUGCAGCACCUCAGUUUAGAAAAUAAUUUUUUUAGCUUGACCUGAAUAAGAAUUAUUGUGGCUCAACUAACAAGCAAUUUCAUCUCUGAGCCAUUUUGUAAAAUGAGUUCCAACCUGUUGCAUGUGGAACAAGAAAGGUAUUUACACUGUCUGUUCUGUCUUUAUAUGUCAACAAUUAGGCUGCAAUGAACCUGCUUAGUAUUGUAAAUAGUGUAUAGUAACCAUCUGCAAUAUUAUUUUGUUGAAAUUUAUUUCUAGCAAUAGCCUUAUCAAAAAUACUAUUGAGGGUUGUAUUGCAGUUUUGUUUAAUACUAUCUUAACUUCAAUGAAAUAGGUUAGUAACCAGGGCUUGCCUAUAUUUUUAACCCUGAAGUCCCAAGAGUGACCAACAUCAACUUUCUCCUAACGACACCCAUAUAUUGUCAAGAGAUUAGGUUAUGAGAAUUAAUAAAAUGAUCACCAAAGGGGAAAUGUUUGAUCUUUUAUCAAAUAACUCAUUCUGUAAGGAAAUGUAAGGAGAUCAGUUUGGAGAAUUUGUAUGUGGAUAUGAGGAUGAGGAUUUGUUUGUGGCUUAAAGGGUUAAGGCAAGGUCACUUGAUUAAAAGUAGUUUUUGUUUUCAUCAUUUCAAGCCUGUCUUACUCUUCACUGAUCAUAUUCCAGGAAAAAGCUACUGGUCCAAAGACAUCAUAUUUCUAGUAACAGAUAAAGAUCAGUUGGGGAUGCAGGCGUGGCUCGAUGCUUAUCAUGGCAUCUCAAACUCUUGUAAGUAGCCUAACUGAAGCCUAUCAUCUUAGGUUCUCCAGAAAAUGUAGAGUAGAGGGAGAAAAAAUUAUUGUAGGCCAAAAAAGAUUAGAUCAAAAGGAGCAGAAAGCCGUUCACAUGGGUUAGCAUAUGUGGGGUUAGGUGUGGUUGGGGUUUUCCCGCCCACCCCUAGAGAUGUUUUUAUUUUAGGGGCUCUGAAAAUUGCAUUUCAGUCUGUUUAAGCAGUCAUUUAAUGAAAUUCAGCCAUGUAUAGAGGUGGUGUUUUUUUUUUUCACCAAUGUUUGCCCUAUUUUUUAUGAUAUAAUGUUUGUUUCUAUUUGAAGAAAAGUGUUGAGAAACAAAUACCACAAAUUUAUUCCCCUUUAGAAAAAAUAUUUUGUUUGAGCACCCAGCUCUUCUGUCUCAGCUGUAUGGCAAUUUUUGCCAGCUGCUGGAGCUUCAGGAAACUCUGAUCAUCUUUUAGAGAACGUCAGACCCUUGGCUAUGCAAACCGAAAUACUAUGUGAAAUAAUGAGUAGAGUGGGCCUAUGUAUUUCCCACAGAUAUCUCUUCAGCUCCUCUGGAAGGACACUCUGGCUCUAUUCAGGCAGCACUUAAUUUGGAAUUUGCUGAUGAAAAAGUUAAUUUUUUUGAGAUUGCCAUUGAAGGGAUUAAUGGACAGCUUCCCAACCUUGACUUGGUAAACACUGUAUUCAGGUUGUGCCGUAAGGAGCGUAUCCCAGCCGCUUUACACACAGAGGUAAAUAACUUUACCUAAAUAAACACAUUUUUUAAGCUCUAAUUUAGUCUGGGACCAGGUUCCUUUUUGGGUAUAAAAGGAAGAAAAAUUAGUGGGUCUAGUCCAUUGUAUAUAAUUGUAUUAAUACUGUAUUUUGUGAGUAAUAAUAUCUAUUUCUAAUAAUAAUGUAUUUGCAUAACUUGUUGCCAGGGAUAUCAUGAACACUUAGGGGCUUGGGGAGACUCUGUACAGUCCCUUGUUGCCAUGGUGAUGAUGAUGUUCUACCAAGCUUCUGGAAGGCCAUCCGGCAAUCAUGGGUUAUAUCACAGAUAUCGCAUUGAAGCUCUUACAAUGAGGGGCAGGGGUGAAAAUUGGGAAUACGGACGUGGAUUCCUGGAGACAGGAAAGUAUGUACAUGUUAUUAAUAAUUAUUAUUAUUGUUUUAUCAUUCAUUCACGGUUGUCAAAAGUAGCUGGCUGCUGGCGAAAAUCAUCGCCUACUUGGUUAGUAUUGGUUGGCUACUCUGCUUGGCAUUUCUUUACAGAUGGCGCUUUUGACAUAAAAUAUCCCUGGACUGGCCACUUACUUUGACAACUCAGCCAUCUACUUCAAAACUUUCUGACAACCCUGUUCAUUCAAAAUAGUUUCUAGUUGAAAACAAGCUAAAACAUGCUUACCUCCAUUGACGUUAAGUUCAUCUUUGAUAGUGCACGUUUAUUGGCAAGUUUAGGAGAUAAAGGGUUCUUCAGUUCUGCAAAUAUUCUCCAAAUAGCAAUGUUGUCCAUCAAGUUGUCUUCUUGUUGUUUAUUUUGUGUUUUUAGCCAAACAUUUGCCGAUUUCUUCCUUGUGAAUCAAGUAAAAAAAGUUCCACCAUUUUGUAUCACUCAAACAACUGAACCUUGUCUUGAGGUUCUUGUUUAACGGUUUUGAUAUCAAUAAUCUGGCAAUUUUGCUGCAUGAUUGAUGUCAUUAGUUCAAAAUCACAAAAUUCCUCCAAAUUUUGUCAACAGUAGUUGGUUAUGAUGAAUUAUGUGUUUGAUUUUAGCCAAACAGAAACAGAGACAACUUUGGAAUGAAUAAUAAUUAGCAAUUAGUAUCACCUGAAGAAUUAUUUUGGAGAUCAAGGGGAGUGUUGCACUCAAUACCAAAAACAAGUCCAACUCGUCUCCGGGUCUUCCUGGAUAAUGGUUCAACAAUCUGUCAAUUUUGCUGCACGAUUGAUGUCAUCAGGUCAAUAUCACAAAAUUCUUCCAAAUUUGGUCAACAAUAACUAGUUAUGAUGAUUUAUGCAUGGGAUUUUAGCCAAUUAGAAAUGAGGAAAUAUUUGAAUGAAUGAUAGAUACUACAGUACCGCUCAAAAGUAAGUCACCACCCUCUCGUGAGGCGUCAUAAACAAGUGCAGUGUCUAAAGCCAAAAACUAAACAGUGUGCUGAUGAAAAGCUAAAAAAAAGCUUCUUGAAAGAAACUUAACGCCAAAUCUAACACCUGUUUUCCUCAGUCUUCGAGUUAACGCUAAACAAAAUAAUUUAUGCCAAAAAUUACCGCUUCAAUGAUUCUCUUGCUAUGCAAUUCUCGUAGUUCGCAACGAGAAUCAGAUAGCGCAUGACAUGAUUCUCAUUGCGCAGGAAACAAGACACGACUGGUAACUUACUUUUGAGCGGUACUGUAUUAUGAACUUGUUUGUUUUAAAGUUGUAGACUGAAGUGAUUUGUAGACUGUCCAAUCUCUUCGGUGUGUAAGAUUGGGAUAUUUUUCAAUCACAGAUGAAUCAUGUGAGUGGCAAAGUCGCUAGCCGCGAGGGGGGUAUGGGGGCAUGCAUGCUACCCCAGAAAAUUUGAAAUUUUGAUGCUCUGAAACGCCAUUUGUAGUGUUCUGAGGAGACAAUUUCUUUCUAUAUCUUUUCUAAAUGCUUAUUUAUGUUUACUGGGUUUGCAUACAAGUACUCGGUCUUAUUUUAUAUUUCACGCGGUUUUUUUAAAGUUUUCUGGAUAUCAGUUUCAAUUAAGUAUACUCUGUUAGGUGUUCUUGUAUAAGUAUCAAAGGAAUUCAUUCAAAAUAUGAGAACAGAAGUCAAAAUCGCGAUUUUUCCUAUCCCAAUUGCAUAUUGAUUGGGAUUCAGUAUUCUCAAGCAAAAUUGGGAGAAUCCCGGGGAGAUCGGGAUGGUUGGACUGUCUGGACUAGACUCUUCUCAGUAAACACUGGAUAUCUUAUUUUUCCCAUUCCACUGAUCAUGCUGACAAAAGAUAACGGUUUCUUUUUUUGUUGCUAACUAGUUAUAGUCAUCAUUUUUCUUACAAACCUUAUUUCUACGAUGUGCUCAUUUUAAUCCCUCCUUCCAUCAGCAGGGCUGUGCUCUAACAGUACCCCAUAUCACCUGGUGCCUAACUAACUUCUGCUCUUGUGUGACUGGGAAAUUUUAGUUUUUUUCAUAUCAAUCAUAUGCUGGGCAGACUGGCUUUCACGGGUUUAGAGCACCAGGCAGCCAGCUCCCUUCUUCUUCUUCUUAUUAUUUGGCCUUGGUCAUUGUAGUAUAGACCACUUCCCUUUUCAUUGAUAUUGAAAACUGUAAAAAAUCAAUCUUAACUCAAUACAACUUGGUAAUGAACUCCGAAAUCUGACAUCCGCCUCUGAACUCCGAAGUCAAGCAUUGAACUUCAGACAUCGGCAAUCGGAUAUAGAAAAUCAGACAUGAGACAUUGGAUGUCGGACAUUGGACAUCAGACUUCAAACAUUGGACAUUGAAAAUCUGACAUCAGACAUUAAACACUUGACAUCGAAAAUCAGACAUCAGACAUCCGACAUCAAAAAUUAGACAUUGAACAUCAGACAUCAAGUCUAAUAUCAGACAUCUGAUUUCAUGUGUCUGACUUCAUGUGUCUGAUUUCAGGUGUUUGAUAUCAGACAUCUGAUGUCAGGUUCUGUUAUCAGACGUCUGAUGUCAGGUGUCUGAUGUCAGGUGUCUGUUGUCAAACGUCUAAUUUCAGACGUCUCAUUUUAGAUGUCUGUUGUCAGACGUCUGAUUUCAUGUGUCUGAUUUGAGACGUCUGACUUCAGGUGUUUGAUAUCAGACAUCUGAUGUCAGGUUCUGUUAUCAGGCAUCUGAUGUCAGGUGUCUGUUGUCAAACAUCUAAUUUCAGUCGUCUGAUAUGAGACAUCUGAUGUCAGACGUCUGAUUUCAGAUGUGUGACGUGAGGUGUUUGAUAUCAGACGUCUGAUGUCGGGUUCUGUUAUCAGACGUCUGAUUUCAGGUGUCUGUUCUAAGGCAUCUGAUGUCAGGUGUCUGAUGUCAGACGUCUGAUAUCAGACGUCAGACAACUGAUCUCUGAUGUCAGGCGUCUGAUGUUUGUUGUCUGAUGUCUGACGUUUAUUCUCUAAUGUCUGAUGUCAGACAUGUGAUAUUCGUUGUCUGAUGUCAGAUGUCUGAUGUUUGGUGUCGGAUGUCAGAUCUCUCAUAUCAGACGUCUGAUGUCUGAUGUCUGUUGUUUUUUUUUCUAAUGUCAGACAUCUGAUUUCAGAUGUCAGAAAUCUAAUGUCAGACGCCUGAUGUUUGUUGUCUUAUGUCAGACGUCUGAUGCUUGUCUGAUCUCAGACGUCUGAUGUCAGAUACCUGAUCUAAGACGUCAGAUUUGGGAUGUCUGAUGUCAGACGUCUUAUUUCUAAUGUUUAAUGUCUAAUGUCAGCUGUCUAAUAUCAGACGUCUGAUGUCUGACGUGUGAUGUAAGACGUGUGAUGUCAUUUGCCUGAUUUCUGAUGUCUGAUGUCAGAAGUCUGAUGUCUAAUGUCUAACGUCUGAUGUCUCAUGUUUGUUGUCCGAUGUCGGAUGGGUGAUGUCCGAUGUCCGAUGUCUGAUGAAUUUUGUCAAAGAUAAAAUCCUCAUACCGAUGUUGUUUACCGAUAUUGUAGAGUCAAACUUCUUUAAUACGGACACCAAAGGGACAGAACCAAGUGUCCGCUUUACAGAGGUGUCCAUAUUAUAGAGUUGUCCGUAAGGAGAGGUUAGACUGUAUUCUUUCGUCAUACCUUUGAAACGAAAAAAAGCAUUGAAAUAAAUGAGUUGUUUGUGACAGGAAAGACUUCGGAUCAUGUUUGAAGAUAAUUCAAUAAGGCAUUUAUGUUACGGAACCGAAUGCAAAAAGGCAGAAGUAGUUGCAUGGGGAUGACCCCCUACCAUCCACAAAACAGAGAUACUGAGUAACUCUUAAAAGCAAUGUGAUGACGACUUCUCUAAUUUUUUGCGAGGAAGUUUUCUACAACAUAGGGGUAAAAAAUGUCCAUUUUUUACUGAUAAAGGCUAAACUUUAACCAAACCUCAUUCGCCAGCGUGACAUGUACACCUGCAUGUACUAUGUUGUUGGCUAUAUGGGGAUAAAGUUCUUCGAGAGCUAGCUCAUUAAAAGCUACUGAUCAGUACUUGUGACGCUUAUUGUGCUGUACAUGGUGGUUCAUAAUUAAUUCUGUGAUAAAGUCCUGGAGUUUGACCAUUCAAAUCUCUUCUGAGCAGUACUUUCCUGUAGUUCUGUUUAUUCUGUACAAGCUGGUUCUAACUUUUGAGUCCGUUGAUGAAAUCCUAAAGUUUGACCGAUCUAAGCAACACUGUUUUCGGUAUUAUUUUUCAUUCAAAAAAUUUCUCCGUUUCUGAUUGGCUCAAAUCCUGCCCCUAAUUCUUCGUAACUAACCAACGUUGAUAAAAUUUGAAUGUGAUAUGUCUUUAGCGAGCUAAGAUGUGCCGGAAAGUCGCGAAAAUCUACAGACGUUGGUGUUUGUGCCACCCACCAUACAAACGUCUGUAAAAUUUCGCGACUUUGAGGAGCUAUAUCUUUAUUAGUUUUCAACAAAUCAAUUUCAAACUUGGCUAUUUUACUAGUUUUAAGGCUCCCUUUUCGGUGGUGUCGACGAAUUUUCUAGAACUUGUCCAUGUCAAAAGUUGAAAAAAAAAAAAAAAGAUCCGUCAAAAGGUCUGUUGUUGAAAACACUUGACACUUGACGACACUGGUAUUUUUUAUUUUUGUUCAAAUCUUUCAAAACCUUAUUCAGAGAACAGAAAGUUGGCAACUUGAACUUGUCGAAUCAAACUUUUUAAUCAAAGUAAACAUUAGUUUUUGAUCAGAAGGUUUGCUGAAAAUGAUUGAUCGGGCAGUGUCAUCGGACAUCAAACAUCGGAUAUCGGAAGUCAGACAUCAGACAUCGGACAUCAAACAUCGGACAUCCAAAAUCAGACAUCGGACAUCAAACAUUAAAGAUCAUACGUCAGACAUCAGACAUCGGACAUUAGACAUCUUACAUCGGACAUCGGACAUCGAACAUGGUAAUCAAAAAUCAAACAUCGAAUAUCAGACAUCGAAUUUAAGACAUCGGAUAUGGGACAUCAAACAUCAGACACUGGACAUCGGACUUUAAACAUCAGGCAUCGGACAUCGGCCAUAAGACUUCAGUUAUCAGACAUCGAAGAUCAAAGAGAAACUCGAAACUUCAAAAAAGAAUGUACGUGCUCAUUAACGUUUUUGCCACCCAGCAAUUUCGUAGAUUUCGAUGGCUUACAAGGAGAUGAAAAUUGCACAAAACUCUCAAAUAGACCAACACUUUUAACUUUUGAACAAAUUUAAUGCACUGUCAUCCUCAUAUCAAACAUCUUACAAGUUUGUGUGUAAAAAGUAAUAAGUGUUAUUAUUGUUUUUUCCUAAUUUUUUGUCCUUUAUCUUUCACAUAGGGUCAUUGAAGGAAUUUUCCGCAGUUUGAACAACUUAUUGGAGCAGUUCCAUCAAUCAUUCUUCUUCUAUCUCCUUCCUGAGUCUCAUAGAUACGUGUCUAUAGGUCUAUACAUGCCUCCAUUUGGUUGUCUUCUAUUGGGCCCUGUUAUCAUGGCAAUAACUCUCUGGACUUUAGCAGGGACUGGACCAGAACAUGAACCAAAGGCAGACACCCCACAAGUGGGUGGGGCGACUGAGGAGGGAUCUGAGCAAGGAGACACCGGGGUAGAAAGCGCUGAGGAAAAAAGUGAACCUUAUGAAGCAGAGAAGGUUGAGGUGGAGGAUAAGGUUUGUUUACACCUUUUAGCUCCAAUAUCCAGAUCCAAAUUCUCUAUACCGAACUCUAUAAUUUCUUUGAAGAACUAGUUGAGUUGAGAAUUUGUUCAAAGAUCAAAGCAUUUUCACUUAGGUGAUCACUUUUUCAAUUCUCAUUACCUUUUCCAUGGAUUAUGCAUUGACAUUGUUAGGAUAAAUUAAUGUUGGUCACUCUGAAUGAAGUUCUUCGACGCAGGCUAGGGCACAAGAGGUUUUCAACUCUUUAUCCACACUUUAUUCAACAACAUAUAGUACCAGGAGCCUAUCAUCCGGAGAGAGCAACUUCCAUGCGCUCGUGUCAGGGCGUUUUCACGGACCAGUUUAUUUUUAGAACGGUUUGGGGGCGAGUUUCUAGUUGAAUAUCUUUUAAGUCCCACAAACCAGUCAGCAAAACCUACAGACCUAAAAAUGAUAUUUUUUGCCUUUUAAUAACGUUUAGUUUUCCUUUUUUAUAUUUUAUACUUCGAAUGCGCUCAUAGACUUGGUGGAGAUUCUAUUUUCGCGGGUAAAAGUGCCCUAAAAUGUGUCUAAAAAUAAACUGGUCCGUAAAAACGGCGUGACAGGUGCCUAGUAUGGGAGUUGCUCGCUCCGGGUUAUGGGCUGCUGAUAGUACAAAGAAGUAACAAAACACAGUGUUGAAAAGGGAAAGAAUCCUAAAUAUGCACUGCAGCACCGUCACCACCGGAGGAAACCCCAAACUACCUGAAGCCCUCAAACAUGUACAAAACAAAUUCAAAAGUUAGCUUGAAAUCUAGAAGCCUUUGCCCUAUUUAACCAAAUCCGCAACAGAGGAUGUUUCUCUGAUAUCACGGGGGAGACUAUUCCAUUCUGCAACUAUUCUGUUCAUGAAACUAAAUUGAAAUAAAUUAGUCCUUGAAUAGCAGGCCACAAGACUUGGAGUAUUCAUACUUCUCAGUACACAUCCCCUAUGAACAUCCUCAGAAAGCUAACUCCUGCUCCCGUCAAUAAACAACUUUUGCAAACUCUUAUUCAAUUUGGCGCAGACGAAUACUUGUUGUAACGAAUAAUCAAUAAUUUUCAAGAGCUUUUUAGGGGUUUUCGCAAGCAAACAGUUUAUAUGUCAACAUUGAAUUUACAGGUUGCUUUCUUACGACAUCCUCCCAACAUGGGAAUUGUAGUUCCUGUUGUCAUGGCAACGCAAAUGGCCGGCGUGUUGGUAUUUUACUCUCCUGAUCUCGGUUACAAUUUGGGUAAAGUUACAGGGGUGGACCCAUUGCAGUCGGCCUAUGCUGCAAUAGCUGGUUCCUUUCUUUCAUUAGUGCUGCUCCCUUUGAACAGAAGGUAGGCGUUGUAUCUGUUGUGAUAAGAGACGACCACAAGUACGAAAUUUUCUCAAUUCUAAGCAGUGCGCCCGCGAAUCAGCGUCAUUAUGGCGGGAAAACGUCAUAGCCGUCGUCAUUCUACUGCAAGUUUAAGCGAUAAUAGACAGCUUUGGAUUUGAGGACGAGAACGAGUACGAGUACGAGAUUUAACUUUAAUUUUUUGCGCGUGUUCUUAAAAAAAAGACCCCCCGGAAUGCUUCAUUUUACUUUUUUUCACCUAAAAAUUUAGUACGGUUAUUUAUACUGAAGAGGUUAAGCCCUCUCCCGAUAGCAAAAUGAUAAACCUUCUUACAUUUGAAAACUUGGGGCCGCCAGUACGACAUUCUCGCUAAAACUUUUAGUACAAUGACGACGGCUAUCACGUUUUCCCGCCAAAAUGACGCUGGUUCACGCAUGAGCAAUACUCAGUAUUAUUAGGGAGCUUUAAUAGGGAGCUUAACCAAAGACGUUUUUGAGCGACGCACGUCAACCGGAAGUGAGGCCUUCUCCCUCUUUAUAUGCCUUGGCGCUAACAAAUUUGUUUUGCUAGGUGUCUUUUCUCUUAAAAAGUCGAUUUACCUGAGAGUUUCAACCAAACCACCUCGCAAUGAUUCAAAAAGUCCGCUUCCGGUUGACGUCCGUCGCUCAAAAAUCGUCCUCGUCUCAGAAUCUAAAGCUCUCUAAUGUCUUCUUGGCGGAAACAUGUUAGAAGUUUUAUCAUUUUGCGACUCUAGAGAGGGCGCAAUCUCCUUCAACAAAAGUAACAGAGCUAACGUUUCUGGUGAAAAAAAAGUACAAUGAAGCUUUUCGGGGAGUCUAUUUUUUGAGAAGACGCAAAAAAUGUUUAAGUCAGAUCUCGUCUUCGUAGUCGUCCUUGUCCUCGAAUCUAAAGGAUGUUACAGGGGAAGAUUCGCAACGACGAUUUUUAGCGUAACACAGCGUUACAAUUUUGGAACAGUGUUGUAACUUUUCGAAACAAUGUUGAAACGCUGUGUUGCGCUGAAAAUCGUCGUGUAACAUCACCUCAAGGUCCUUAAUGUGUUGUUUUAGCUGAUCUGGUAUUGUUAAGUUGAGUUCUCUUUUGAGUAGCCGCUUGGUCCAAAGUCACGCAACGCUCCCCGUUAGCAUUUAGUCAUUAGUGAACUUACGCAACAGGACGGGAGAGGAAAGAAGACGGCAAACCUUGUGUGACAAGCGUGACAAUAAUUUAGUUUGAAAUAACUUUUCGCCAAACUUCACUUUUCUUUAGACACAUCUUUUCGUGAAAGACCAGAAAACAUUAAUGUAAGUGAGGGUCACGACAAAACACGCAAGUAAUAGCCCUGUCGCGUUUGUCGCACACAAGCGUUUCGUCGUCCUCUUCACUUUCUGUCGUCCUGUUGCGUUAACUCAUAUUUUAGGCCCAAGCGUCUGCGAAAGAGACUGUGUGCAAGGAGUUCAUUUGGUAAUUAUUUUACUCAAUCACAGUAAAAGUAGACAAUUUAGUGAACCAAUCUGAAGCUAACACAUAAAGCCUGCGCAAACCGCGGGGAAAUACAUAUGACAAAGUCGCGAUUGGCUUUCCUUCUUCUUUUGAGUGGUUGAAAAAAAUUACAGCGAAUUUUUAGCCAAAAUAAGACGAUGUAUAAAUAGCAUUUAAUUACAGUGGAAUCCGGUUAAUACGGACACGAGGUGUUGUUCUUUAAACACGACAAUCGGAUCCACGACUUUUCUUGGUUAGGUACUGACAGUUUUAGUUUGCGACUCAGCCAGGUGGACAGAACCUUUAAAAGGUCAUUCGCCGUUCCUGUCAGGUUUUUUCUAGUAAGACAUUCAGUCGUGGACAGUGCUUAGAUAAACAGUGUCUGUGUAGUGGGGCUGACGAUAUGUGGGAGUUUGUGACUCGGGAUAUGGCACUAUCGGGCUAUCGUUGUGCGUUUUAACCGGUGUCCGUAAUUAGGGGGUUGAUUUAAGAGAAAAUGAAUGAGCUGUUGGUCGAGACAAACGAAAUUGUCCGUUACAUACGGGUGUUCGUAUUAAGUGAGUGUCUGUAGAGCAGGGUUCCAACGUAUCUAAGACUGAUUUCAUUUCUGUCUUUCCUUUAUCAAGGUAUUCUCGUGAUACGGACUCUGGUGAUGUGAACUCGAGAAACCAUCACAUGCUUAAGUGUGGAGCGUUAAUUCUGUUUUCUGUUCUCUUGGGAGCCAUGGCUGCUAUGAACUUCUCUCUUGCUUUCUUUGUGGCUGUGUUUCAUGUUCCUGUGUACUUAUUCGUCACUCCUACCCCUAGUAGGUAAGUUGGACGGGCCUUUUCUUCCUUAGUUCGGAUCAUUAUACGUCUCUGGGAAACUGCCCACCUACCCCUCCCCUAAGCCAACAGUAACGCGUACUUCUCAGUUAGGGGUUAAUGUUGGCUUAGGGGAGGGGUAGAUGGGCAGCGAGAACAGGCGGACACCUCUAGACAGUUUAGGGAGCUUAAGCAACGACGACGGCGACGUCAACGAGAACGGCAAAAAUGCAAUAGGUUUAAUUAGCAAAACAACAACUUUGCACGUGCAUCAUGCUUUUUUGUACAUUUCUUUGCCGUCAUUGCACGAAUACGACGUGAAAAUGCCUAAUUUCACGUUUUGUAGAGGACGUGAACACAAUACAACGACUUUCUUUUUCUUUUCCUGUACUUCGAUACAGUCUUUUAGAAUUCAGCCCCGGAAAAAAACUGCCAACAUUUGGCGAAUUGAACGCGAAGGAAUAAUUAUAAGCGCGACAAAGUUUGAAGCAGUGCGACUUUACUUUUUAAGUGACGUAAGCCCGCUGUAAUAAAGUAAUCUUUAUUCAUUAUAACAAUCUAAUUAGAUGUAAGAGCCUACUGUGCACUCCUAGUACUUAAUGGCUCUGCAUCUCAAUCUUAUUUUCUGUGUUUGCAGAACUCGUCGCCUCCUGCAAGCUCUUCUGCUACCCCUGGUAUCUCCACCAAUGGUUCUCUUGCUGCUGUUACUAGGAUACAAUACACUCACGGCAGGGAUCGACACCGAUUUCGCCUCUGUACUAUCAGCCACUCUCAUCACAUUCCAUCAAGCCGUGACCUCAUCAAUCCGAGAAGCCCACUUGUUAGGCACGUGGUCAUACGCUAUGACCUGUCUCGGUGUUUUGCCAAACUGGCUCAUGUUUUGGUGUUUAGCGUGGUAUUGAGUACUUGGAAAAGACACUUUAGACAUUUUAUCAAAUUGUGUUUUAUUUUUUUGAAGAUUGCGAUGGUUUCGUGAUCAGUGCGUUACAAUAAGGUCGCUUAUAGCACUUGUAAUUGCGUGUAGCUAACCGGUCAAGUUGCCCGAUAUUUUGUCAGGUGUACCACACAGAAAAAUAGAGUUCACUAAAGAGUGUGUAAUAUAUCUCGUUCUUUAAACCACCAGGAGACCACAGAAGCGGGAUGUUGUUUAGUAUGAUAAAAUUUUGGGCGACUUAACUCUGAUUACGGGCGACAUAACAUUGGGAGAGAUGACUUUCGGGUGACUUGAACGCCUAAUUGCGUUCUUACCGUCGUGUUAUUUCUCAGACUAAAACAUUUACUCUUUUAUCUUUUUCAACUCCUUGGUUGUUAAACGGAGACUGCAGGCCAAUGUUGAAAAGGCAGCCUGUCUAGCAAGUUGCCUUUUGUACGCUUAAGUUCGCCGGCGCUUCAUCUUUCAUAAUCCAGGAGCUAAAGAAAUAUUACAUCCAAGACGAUAAGUUUGAAAAGCAAAAGAACUCUGCAUAUGCGUUGCAUGUCUUUGUACAGUCUCUUCGCCGUCACUGCGCGAAUACGACGUAAAAUUCUGAAAUGCCAGUUUUGGGUGCGGUCUAUAGAAUUGUACCUCGUUUACCUGUGCAACUGGUUUACCAGGAACCGUGCAAUUUGGAACAGCUUGCAGUACUGUUUACACGAGUCCGACUUAUCGAAGGCGCGUAACUAGGCUUCAGGCUUUUUCCGUGCAAACUGUGCAAACACUUUCCCGGUUCAUGUGUUUACACGACUGGAUAUCAUUUUCUGAUCAGGUCAGGAAACGUUGCGGGAUUCCGCAGGUCCCGUGUAAACGAAAGGCGUAUCUGUGCAAGUUUUUCUCCAUUCAGAAAUUUGUCCUGACGCGUAUAAACUAAAACGGUGUCUCGGUUUCAGGAAAUUCAGCUACAUUUAGCAUAUUUAUUUGAAAUAACCGCGAAGGACUGAGGUCUAAAGAAUGCGGAAUCAUUUUACUAAUCGCGCUGUAUUUGUUUCUAAACCUUCCUGUUAUAAGAAAUGAGAAAGACUCGUCUGUGGACCAUCGCUUAUUCAGAGGGAUAACUUUUUUCUUACUUGCUUUACGAUGCAACAUGCUAAAUUUGAACUUUAAACAUCAUUUAGCGGUUCUGUUUAUAACAGUAUAAGUUUUAGAUAGGUUUCUUUAAUUUCUUGGUGACGUGUUUAUAAGCAACAACAGCAUAAACUACACAAAUUCUGAGGUAUCUUUUUAUGUAAGGAUCGGAAUAACAAGACAAACGUGGUGCUACUGCCGUGCUAAGCUGGCUCGACUGUAGCUCGACCGACUGCAGCACGACAAUAGCAUGACUUGGAAUUUAAUUCAAUCGAAUAGAACGGCUGUUGCCGUAAACAAAACACAUAAAUAAAGAAAGGGUUUAGCAAACUUUUAAAUGUAUCCUAAUGUAUUUAUAAUUUAUGAAUUGUGUGCGGCACGGCAGUAGCACGACGUUUGAAAUGGGCCUAAGGUAGCUAGGAAUAAAGUAUAAUACUUUGCUAUGGCUUGUUCUUCUUUCCAGUCAAAGUUGUCAAGUAAAAUUUUCAUUUUUACUUCUUAUUGUCCAGCAAGUUUUCUUUCCUAAGUCUUUUCAUGACUCACGAAAAUUAUCACUUUCUCAUCUAUACUACCAGGAAGUUUUGAAGGUAAAACUUGCUAAGAUCAGUUUGCUAGUGGAACCUAAAGAAAAAUGGCAUGUUUGUUAAACGAUUUUGUCUAAACGUAAGAGCUGUAUGCUGACCCAAUACGAUUUUUUUGUUUGUAUGAACAAUUCACUACAAAAGUUUUAACUUACAAAAUAAUUAAUUAAUUAUAAGUCAAUUACGUUUUUCAGUUGUCUCCUUUCUAGUGGAAAAGUUUGAACCUACAGAUGACAACAAUGCGAUUCACUUGGGUAGACCGACAUGUCAUCGAAAAUGCUUGAACGAAAAGGUCUAUAAAUGAUUCUUAAAGUUGUCUUGUCGACGAUAACCGAAAAGUUUUCCAUUAUAGCACUAUUGUUUUGUUUUAACUGAAGCUUCAUGGUAAGAAAAAAAUCUCACCUCGCGAGUUCAUCUAAAGACUCACACUUCGUCUCGCAUCACUAGGACAUAGUUCUUUACAAAACAAAGGUUUUUGUGCUAGACUCAUGAAUUCAAGUCGGGUUGCCCGUGGAUAAUUCUUCGUUUUUUAUUAUACACGCGCGAGAGGUCGGGAAUUAUGCGAGCAUGAUCAAGAGUUUUUGAUAUAAGAGUAAUGAUGAAAUAUUAGUUUCUUAACGCCGGUUAUCCGGUCUUUUAACCUGAAACACAAGAGCAAACCAAAAACGAUCUCUCUGACGUGAGAAAUUCAAAGGCACGUCCUCAACUGAACGGGCAGAUUAUGGAGGAAAACAUUAAGAAAAAAAUCACACUUUUCUUUUUGCUUUACCCAUGGAAUCUCCCAUAGAUCUAGCUCCUUUUAUCUGAACAAAUCAUGAUAGGCUUCGAAUUGAAACAAAGAAUAAAGAUGAUCUAUCAACUACGGUUCAGUUCAAGUAAUGAAAGUGCUUUGCAUUGAGUUGUUCUAAAAAGUGUCUCAUCACUUUUGUUGAAAUAUCUCACCUUUUAUCGCGUCGCUUACUUCGUUUAUAAUUAGAAGUGGGUUUUGUUCGGGGCAAAAUGAGACGCUUCGGGCCAGAAAUGUGAUAAGGCAUGCCAUCUUUUAAUAACUGCCGUCGCUUUUUGAAAUGUUUCGAGGGAAUAGCGUGAAAGUUAAACCCCAUUUACACGCGCUAAUAGAAUCGGCACGGCAAGCCAAUUUUUUGACACCGUGUUGACGAUUUUAAGGCACAGCACUCCCAAUUUUGUCGUGCCCCUUUUUUAGCACGUGUAAAUGGGGUUUUAGUUUUUCAGUGGACUUUAUUUUCCCUAGAGAUGCGAAGGAGCAAACCACGCGAAUUGAAGCACAAAAUAUCGCCUCGCGCGAGAAAGCUUUGACAUACUGGGGGCAACAUUCCACUCACUCAAGUUUUACGCGUAAAAUAUUAAAGGAACUAUUUCUGACAACUGUUUAAAAGUAUUUUCGGCAAAGGGCUAGUGGCGAAGAAGAGGCCUUGAACUUAAAAACGUCGCGGCCGCGUCUUUCGAAUUUGAUAGUUAUUUAGCCUGUUCUAGGCUCUCAGAUAGUGGGGAAGACGCACUGAAGUGAGAUGCACGCGAAAAGUUGGUCCUCCCGUUUUUUUUUAUUUUUAUUUUUUUUUAUCAUGUUUGCGCUUUCUUAAUUCAGCAGAUCCGACUAUCUCGGAGCCUGGAACAGGCUAAUAGUUAUUAGGAAAAAAAUUGUUCGAAAAAGCAUAAUUUAUUUUGGUCUGCUCAUAUCUAGCUAUAUCUCGGAGAAUAAACUGAUUCAUGUGUUUAACUGUUUUAAAAUAAAUAAUAUGACUGCACAUAAAAAGUGAAUCUCGCAGCACUUUCGUUAAAAAAAUUCUUUUUAUAUAACAUUACUUGACAGGACACAUUUCUGAUUGGAAACAAAUCCUCUGUUAAAAUCCUCGUUUUAAAAACAGAGUUAAUUUCAAGCAAUUACUUUUGAUUAAGUAGCUAAACACAGUUUAAAUAGCUCCAGAAUUUUUUAAGCACACUCAACUGAUCAUUUCGCUUUUGACUUGACGAUAUUGACGUGAUUGCUUUGUUUUGCAGUUUAUUGUGAGAAAAAGUCUCACCUCUAGAAGGAGGAUAAGAAACUCGCACCUUGUCUCGCGUGGGCAAUUUUUAAAUAAAAGAACUGGCUAUCUUUUGUUGUAGCGUUUAAUUAGUGAAUGCAAAUGUUUAUGCCUUUUGUAAAGCUUAGAGUUUAUAACGGGCACGCUUACACUAGCGCUUUCACUUGACGGUUCAACUUGCAAAGAUCGAGUAUUACACUAGCGUUCAUCAUGAAGUUUUACACGUUGCUGUCACUAUGCGUUUUGGUUUUGGCCCUUGCUCAACAAGUAUCCAGCAGUAGGUAAGGGGGAUGUUCUACUUUAGUUACCCAGAAGUGUGACUCGGCAAACAAGCGUGUAAGGGUACGUUUUCGACAGAGCUUUGUGAAUUACGGGGGACAAUUCUUGUACCUGAAAUUUGGUGGGGAAGUUGCGUACGCAACGGAUUUUGUUGUGGCAUACGUGCUAGAUUAUUUUCUGAAAUAUGUGCGCAGAUGUGUUUACAAAUCCAAUAGUAAGGUGUUUAAAACAAUUCGCAAACUUUGAUACUGAUACCAGUAAAACUGAAGCGCGAAAACGAGUACAUGUCUCUUAUUUAUUCUUGAUGUACGCUGCGUAUUGCUUGUGACAUAAUGCGUAUCUUUCAAAAAUUUCGUUGUCGUUGACAGUUUCGCAAAUCAUCUGUCAGAGGAUUAAGAUUUCUUGUGUCAUUCUGAUUUCUAGCAGAUGUUUUAGACUUUUUACGCAAAUCGAGUCCCUGAGAUGUGUUCCAAAGAGUUUAAGUUAUAGAUAUUGAGUCAGAAAUCAACCAUUUCACACGUAGAUGUGUUCUCUGAUUUUGCUUCCAAAGAGCGGAUAUGGCGUGAAGCUUUUUUCGUUCUUAGGUUUUACGAUUGGUAGAACCGUGAAUCUGGCGCGUGAACAAGAAGAAUUUUUGGCGAAAUUUUGGCGCUUUUUACACGUAAUUUGGGAAGCAAUGAUCACGUUUUUAAGAAUUAUGCAAAGGAGGGAAAAGUGUCCUGUUACUUGCUCCGUGUUUCACUUUAUGAAGGACAAAAUGGGUAUCAUCAAAGUUAGAGUUCUUUGAAAUUUGUUUUAGUCUUUAUCAGCGUAGUGACCUGUAACUUAAUUUGUUUCAGAUCCAGUGGCCUGGACAGUACUCUUCGACAAAAGGUAAGUUUGUAAAUAUAUGAUUUUGAACUCCUAAGACAUCUGAUCAAGAACUUUCCUCUUCAGCUGAAUUUUGUUUUUGAACAGCACUGCCUGAUAUUGACUGUAAUCUCGCUUUACACUGGUUUCAGUAUGUCCAAUUCACUAUGUUCGAGUUCGUUAGCUACAUACUAGGCUAGAUGGACAGAGGUGUUAUUCAAAAUAGUUUGCGGAAAGCCUAAUGUUUAGCGAACCGGUGUUGCGAACUGGGAUGUAGCGAAUUCACUUGUGUCUCGUUGGUCGAUAGAUUUUAAUACGUUAUCACCCUUUGAAGUCGAGUUAGUACUAUUACUUCGCAUAGUUUAGUUAUAUUGGAACGAGGAAUAUUCAUGCCGUAUCAGUGUUUUUCGUGUUCACGCGCUAAAUAUAAUUCAAGUUAUCGAAGUUGCUUAUGACUUUCUUCGAGUAAAUUAUUAUUACAUAUAAAACAAAUCUCUUCAGUUAUUACAUUACAUUAUUAGAUUAUAUCAUUUACUAAUUAUUACCUUGUAAAUUUGUUUUUUUUAGAAUUAUCCCUUGUUACUGAGCAUUGUGAGACAAGGAGGACGCCGUGGGUUGACGGAAUGUCGACGACAAUUUAAGACAGAGAUUUGGAAUUGUUCCCUUGGAAACAAGAGAGUGUAUGCACAGUUGCCCAUCUUCGUUAACACAGCACUUCCUUAUGGUAACUUUAUGUUUUAUCGUUGUAGUGCGUAAAAAUGAUGCUUAAUUUAGGACAAAAGAGGCGCAAUUUGGUUCGCAACAAAAACUUUGAAGUUUGUCUCUUGCAUUUGAAGCACCUUUUCACGAGAAAACGGAAUUAAGAACAGUCUUUUCUAUGACUUUUAAGUCCGAAAAGUUAGUUUUUAAACUGAAGACGUUUAUAUUUUUUUAUGUCAGAAUAUUGUUGUUUUCCAAAAAGAAACACAAGUCGUUUCAUUUCUAAUGUUUACCCGGUGUCUCAGGAGAUGUAUGCGCAAAUGGACAUAAUCUCAUAAGCAACCAAUCUUUUGGUGAGCUGGCUACUUAAGAUCUUGAGCCUAGCUACCGCGUAUCUUUUGAAGAGGUGGCUCUUUAAAUUAGGCGAAGCAGUUGAAAAAGUUUAAAAGUGCGGGUUCUUUUUGUUUUCAAUUGGUUGAAUUGUUUAUUAUAUCCAUUAGAAAUGAAUGGUAAUUCUUGCGAUCUGUUUGCUCUCAUCAAUGUGACUUAUUCAUGAAUCGCCAAAAUUUUUAAAAAUGUUGAUACUUACUAAAAUUCUGUAUCCAGUGAGGGAUUUCAAAAUGUUGUAGUGAAAGUUGCGUCUUAUUCAUUAUUGGUCUAAAAUCAUACUGUACUUUGAUUCCCAAUCGAACCUUCUGCGCGCUCGUUCGGUUUUGAAAUCACGGGUAUAGUUUCAGACCAAAUUGUACUUCACUUAAUUACAUUAUCAUUAUGCACAUUUCUUUAAUUACAGCCACGAAAGAAACAGCUUUCCUUCACGCCAUCAGCAGCGCUGCAAUCACCCACGAGAUAACGCUCCAAUGUGCGCGGAACAAAAUUCCUGGCUGCAGAUGCGGGAAAACGAAAUCAAGGAAGCGGGGAAAUGCUGACUGGCAGUGGGGCGGAUGCAGCGACAACAUCAAAUACGGCGAGAAAGAGACAAGACGCUUCAUCGACAAACUAGAGAAAGGAAACGACGCACGUACAGCGUUCAACCUGCAUAAUAAUCAUUUGGGAAGAAAGGUAAGCUGGUAACUUGAAAUUAGCUAAUAAAAAGUUUAGCGACGAUUGCUGGGAAAAAGUGUUAAAUUUUCAGUUUCCUUUCCAAGAAUCCGUAGGCGGCUAUAAGUUAAUGAGGAGUUUGGUGCAUAAAAAAAUGGCACAUAACUGGUGAUCCUUGCGAUCUGUUUGCUCUCAUCAAUUUGAUUUAUUCACGAAUCGUCAAAAUUUUUGCUCGAAAUCGCUUCAUUUCUAUUUGAGAUGAAAUGCGAUAAAAAGUGUCCUGUUUAUUUUCAAACCGGCUAGUGGUUCCAAAACAAAAAAAUCAUGCUGUAUAACUUAGUUUGCGGAACUGAUGGUUUUCGCGCGUUUUGUCUCAACAGGUUGUUCGCGCAAGUCUCCAGAGGAACUGUAAAUGCCAUGGCGUUACCGGAAGUUGUAACUUGAAGACAUGCUGGAAGCAGCUUGCCCCGUUUGAGGUCGUAGGAUCAGCUCUAAAGCAGAAAUAUCGCGCGGCAGCCCAAGUGACGUUCCUAAACAACAAACUUCAAGAGCGAGACAACCGCAACCGAUACAGUCAGGUGACAAGAAAAGACCUCAAGCUGGUUUAUCUUGACUCGUCCCCAGACUACUGCGUUCGAAACAUGACCGUUGGCUCUCCUGGAAUGCUGCGAAGGACAUGUAGAAGUGACAUUUUGUCCAAUGGACAAUGCCGAUCGCUUUGCAAUUCUUGUAACCUAAGGCACCGCACAGAGGAACAUUCCAAACAGGUUAAGUGCAGAUGUAAGUUUGUAUGGUGCUGUACCGUUAAAUGUAAGCUUUGCACUGAAAAGUAUUCCCUCACAACUUGUGUUUAG
This is a messenger RNA of Porites evermanni, 22952 nucleotides long. The record is from the annotation of a GenBank genome assembly. Lineage: Eukaryota; Metazoa; Cnidaria; Anthozoa; Scleractinia; Poritidae.